GAACGUUUUUAAAUUAGUUCGGUGCAACUCUUGGUAAAACAUAUUUGUGGAAAAGAAAGAAAUAAAUUUCUGUUUCUGGACACACUGCUACAAGGAAAACGGACACAUAAAUAAUUUUCUAUAGGAUGGUAGUUAGCAACGAUGAAGAAGUCGAAUCCACUGAGUAUGUAGUUGACGAUGUAGAACCAGCCCCAGGAGAGGCAUUGGGGGAACUACUGAUGCAUUUGGAAGAUUAUACACCAACAGUACCCGAUGCUGUGGCCGAACAAUAUUUGCAUAUGGCUGGAUUUGAAGCGGUAGAUCCCCGCAUUGUUCGAAUCAUCUCAGUCACUGCACAAAAAUUCAUUUCUGACAUUGCCAAUGAUGCCCUGCAACAUUGUAAGACACGCAGCAAUAGUCAACAUUCUGGAAGUCACGGAUCAAAUAAGGACAAAAAAUCGAAUAAAGAUCGAAAAUAUACUCUCGCCAUAGAGGAUUUGACACCAGCAUUGGCCGAUCACGGCAUUACUAUGCGAAAGCCACAAUAUUUUGUUUAAAUUACUAUAAAAGGAAAACUUGAGAUUAAAUGAGACGAAAUAUGAAUAAAAAGUAUGCAUAGAAAUAA
Musca domestica (house fly) is the source of this 604-nucleotide messenger RNA. RefSeq names its product transcription initiation factor TFIID subunit 10. The transcript has 3 exons. Gene Ontology annotation, molecular function: RNA polymerase II general transcription initiation factor activity; promoter-specific chromatin binding. The record is from RefSeq and is a predicted model, not a curated record. Bases 126 to 536 code for a protein of 136 amino acids. Gene Ontology annotation, biological process: transcription initiation at RNA polymerase II promoter. Gene Ontology annotation, cellular component: SAGA complex; nucleus; transcription factor TFIID complex. NCBI's taxonomy places the organism in Eukaryota, Metazoa, Arthropoda, Insecta, Diptera, Muscidae.